AGCAACGAUGCCUCCGGGAGCACGUGGAACUGGAUGUACUUCAUCCCCUUAAUCAUCAUCGGCUCCUUCUUCAUGCUCAACUUGGUGCUUGGUGUGUUGUCAGGAGAGUUUGCCAAAGAGAGAGAGCGUGUGGAGAACAGAAGAGAGUUCCUGAAGCUCAGAAGACAGCAGCAGAUUGAAAGGGAACUUAAUGGUUACCUUGAGUGGAUCUGCAAGGCUGAAGAAGUCAUCUUGGCGGAUGAUGAAAAUGAAAACGAUUAUGAUGGUUCUCGUAGAAGAGCCACAAAGAACCAUAAGAGCAAAGCAGAACUGUUAAACCCAGAGGAAGGGGAGGGGGACCUGGCAGUGGGUUCACCGUUUGCCCGUGCCAGUCUGAAAAGCUCAAAACUAGAGGGGUCAACKUUCAAGAGGCGGGAGCGCCGAUUUCGCUUCUUUGUCCGACGUGUUGUGAAGUCGCAGGCCUUCUACUGGACUGUCCUGUGUUUGGUGGGCCUCAACACACUGUGUGUGGCUGUAGUGCACUACGACCAGCCUGAACCACUUUCAGAUUUUCUAUUUUAUGCUGAAUUCAUCUUUCUGGGAAUUUUCCUAACCGAGAUGUUUAUAAAACUGUAUGGCCUGGGCAGACAGGCCUACCUCAAUUCCUCUUUCAACUGCUUUGAUUGCAUUGUGAUAAGUGGUAGUAUAUUUGAAGUGUUGUGGUCCAUCAUCCAGCCGGGCACGUCGUUUGGCAUCAGCGUGCUCCGAGCUCUCAGGUUAUUACGAAUCUUCAAAGUCACCAAGUACUGGGCAUCGUUGCGGAACCUUGUCGUCUCUCUGCUCAACUCCAUGAAGUCCAUUAUUAGCUUGCUCUUUCUUCUCUUCCUCUUCAUCGUUGUCUUUGCCCUGCUGGGCAUGCAGCUCUUCGGAGGACAGUUUAAUUUUGAAAACGGCACCCCUCCAACCAAUUUCGAUACCUUUCCCGCAGCAAUAAUGACAGUGUUUCAGAUCCUGACUGGCGAGGACUGGAACAUGGUGAUGUACGAUGGCAUCAAGUCUCAGGGUGGAGUUAACAAAGGAAUGGCCUUCUCUGUCUUCUUCAUUGUCCUCACACUAUUUGGCAACUACACUCUGCUUAAUGUGUUCUUGGCUAUCGCAGUGGACAAUUUGGCUAACGCACAGGAACUGACCAAGGAUGAGCAGGAGGAAGAGGAAGCUGCCAGUCAGAAGAUCGCCCUGCAGAAAGCCAAGGAGGUGGCUGAAGUCAGCCCGUUGUCCGCUGCCAACCUCUCCAUUGCAGCCAACAAAGUACACAGUGAGUGUCACAACGCGUCCGACCCCUUUCUGGACUGUAAAGAGCAGCAGAAAAACCACACAAAAGGGGUCAAUAAGUCGGUGUGGGAACAGCGCACCAAGGAGCUGAGGAGGCAGACUCUGGCAUCCAGCCGGGAGGCACUCUACAACGAGCUGGACCCCGAUGACCGCUGGAAGGCAAGGACAGGGAGGGAGGAGCACAACAAUGUCAACUUUUCACGUCACAUUCGCCCAGACAUGAAAACCCACCUGGAUCGGCCCUUAGUCGUCGACCCCCGUGAGAACCGAAACAACAACACCAAUAAGAACACUGCCAACAAUUCAGACCUCUGUCUCACCCAGAACCAUUCUGUUGACGAACUUCACAAACAAACACAGCUCAAACAACAGAGCGGGGGUGGCGGAGGAGGUUCGAGCCCACCCAGGCCUCCGCUUGAUCGAGGGGAGUCCACAGAAAGUAGGCGGAGCCGCAGAGGUGAGCACCACCACAAGUCGCAUGUCCGACUGGACGCUACGGURAUCCCUGGACCUGGCUCGGAGGAGAGGCCAACCAGGCGCCAUCACCACACCCGGAGCGGCAGUCAAGGGGGUGGGCAGUCGAAGCACAGGAAGCCCAGGUCACACAGAAAAAGUGCAGAAGCUGGGGAAGAUGGUGGGGAAGGAGGAGGGGCUGGAAAAUCAGGGAGAAAUAGGAGUAAAGGGAUGGAGGGAGGUGGAGAAGGAGGAGAACAGGAGGGAGCUGGCGACAGCAGUGAGAGGAAGCCAAGAAGAAGUCGACACGGCAAUCAAGAUGGAGAAGGGAGGAGAAUGUGCCAGCACAGACGAAAGGAAUGCAGUGUCCCAAACCUCUCCACCACACGACCCAUCCAGAAGAGCCUCUCCAGACAGAAUAGCCAGUACAGUGAGGAUAUGGAUAACCUUAUGAAUACCAAACUUGUCUCCGGGUCUUCUCCACCCAAUGAAGGUCACAAAAAUCCACUUGCCAAUCGUGCUGUUGUGCCUGGCUUUGGCUCUGCCCUGCAUCUUGCUAAAAGUGGCACUCAUGGAAGUUUGGUCACAUUAGGUAGCUAUGGGAACAUUGUACAUCAACGUGCGCACAGUGUGAUCAGGCUGCCCCACCCUGACUACACAGCUUUGGAUAUGCCAAUAUUCCCAUCUAUUAAUGCCAUUCUGCAAGUUAAUAAAAAUGCAAACACUGAGCCUCUUCCAGCAAAGGAGGAUAAAGAUGAUGAUGAUGAUAAAGGUGGUGAAGGAGGUCCCCGACCCAUGCCUCCAUAUAGCUCCAUGUUCAUCCUGUCCACCACUAACCCAUUUCGACGGGCAUGUCACUACGUUUGCACUCUACGUUAUUUUGAGAUGUGCAUCUUGCUUGUCAUUGCCAUGAGCAGUAUCGCCUUGGCUGCUGAAGAUCCUGUCUGGCCUGAUUCCCCUCGAAACAAUGUACUUCGCUAUUUUGACUACGUCUUCACAGGAGUGUUCACAUUUGAAAUGCUGAUAAAGAUGGUGGAUCUUGGGUUGGUCUUGCACCAGGGUUCUUAUUUCCGGGACUUGUGGAACAUCCUUGACUUUAUAGUGGUUAGUGGUGCUCUGGUGGCCUUUGCCUUCACCGGCGGCGGGGGGAGCAGUAAGGGAAAAGACAUCAGUACUAUCAAGUCCUUGAGGGUUCUGCGAGUGCUACGUCCUUUGAAGACUAUUAAACGUCUUCCCAAACUAAAGGCCGUGUUUGACUGUGUGGUGAACUCUCUAAAGAAUGUGCUCAACAUCCUGAUCGUCUACCUACUCUUCAUGUUCAUUUUUGCGGUGGUGGCUGUGCAGCUUUUCAAGGGGCGCUUUUUUUACUGCACUGAUGAGUCCAAAGAGUUUGAGCGUGACUGCAGAGGCGAGUAURUGGUGUACGAGCGUGAUAACGAAGUGAGGGCGCAGAAGCGGGAGUGGAAGAAAUACGAUUUCCACUAUGAUAAUGUGGCUUGGGCCCUUCUCACCCUCUUCACUGUUUCCACUGGAGAGGGGUGGCCGCAGGUGCUAAAACAUUCAGUAGAUGCGACCUAUGAGAAUCAGGGCCCAAGCCCGGGAUACAGGAUGGAGAUGUCCAUCUUUUACGUGGUGUACUUCGUGGUCUUCCCCUUCUUCUUCGUCAACAUUUUCGUCGCUCUCAUUAUCAUCACCUUCCAAGAACAGGGUGACAAGAUGAUGGAGGAUUACAGUUUAGAAAAGAAUGAGAGAGCUUGUAUAGACUUUGCCAUCAAUGCCAGGCCUCUGACACGUCACAUGCCUCAAAACAAGCUGAGCUUUCAGUACCGAAUGUGGGAGUUUGUGGUGUCACCGCCUUUUGAAUAUACCAUCAUGGCUAUGAUUGCACUCAACACCAUAGUGCUGAUGAUGAAGUAUGAUGAAGCUUCUCCCACCUACGAAGCUGUGUUAGCCAACCUGAACAUAGUGUUUACCUCCCUCUUCUUCUUGGAGUGUGUACUCAAGAUCAUUGCCUUUGGAUUUCUGAAUUAUUUCAAAGAUGCCUGGAAUAUUUUUGACUUUGUGACAGUUCUGGGCAGCGUCACUGACAUCCUGGUUACGGAGCUUGGGAUGGAUAAUUUCAUCAACCUGAGUUUCCUGAGGCUGUUCAGGGCUGCUCGUCUUAUCAAGCUGCUCAGGCAGGGAGAAACCAUUCGCAUCCUGCUCUGGACCUUCGUUCAGUCUUUCAAGGCGCUACCUUAUGUCUGCCUUCUCAUCGCCAUGCUGUUUUUCAUCUACGCCAUCAUCGGGAUGCAGCUAUUUGGUAAUAUUGCAACCGAAAAAGAUGGAGAGAGCGCCAUCAAUGAGCACAACAACUUCAAGACCUUUGUACAGGCUUUGAUGCUCCUCUUUAGGAGUGCCACAGGAGAGGCAUGGCAUGAUAUCAUGCUGGCGUGUUUGGGGGGUAAGGUGUGUGACCCCCUGUCAGGGAAUACAGAGCCAGAGUGUGGCAGCCAGGUUGCCUAUCUCUACUUUGUCUCCUUCAUCUUCUUCUGUUCGUUUUUGAUGCUGAAUCUGUUUGUAGCCGUCAUCAUGGACAACUUUGAGUACCUAACUAGAGAUUCAUCCAUUCUGGGACCCCAUCACCUGGAUGAGUAUGUAAGGAUAUGGGCCGAGUAUGAUCCUGCUGCAUGUGGCAGGAUCAGUUGCAGGGAAAUGUAUGACAUGCUGAGGCACAUGAGUCCUCCUCUGGGCCUCGGGAAGAGGUGUCCAGCUCGGGUGGCCUACAAG
Messenger RNA from Austrofundulus limnaeus, 4533 nucleotides. Its product is annotated as voltage-dependent P/Q-type calcium channel subunit alpha-1A. Gene Ontology annotation, molecular function: high voltage-gated calcium channel activity. Gene Ontology annotation, biological process: calcium ion import across plasma membrane; chemical synaptic transmission. Gene Ontology annotation, cellular component: voltage-gated calcium channel complex; neuronal cell body; membrane. NCBI's taxonomy places the organism in Eukaryota, Metazoa, Chordata, Actinopteri, Cyprinodontiformes, Rivulidae. The record is from RefSeq and is a predicted model, not a curated record.